AUGGGAUCAGAUCUUAGGAUAGUAGAAGUUGGCAAUGAUAUCCUCCAUUUUAAGUUCAACUCUAAAUACCAAAUGGAAUGGGUGGAGAAGAAUGGACCGUGGAACUUUGAUAACAAUCUUCUAUUGUUAUGCUGGUGGAGAAAAGGAUUAACAGCUGCAAACAUUAGCUUCUCUCACUCACCGUUUUGGGUUCAAAUUUGGGGCAUCCCGUUUGAGCUUAUGAUAGAGGAAAUGGGGAAAGCUGUUGGGGAUAAGAUAGGCAAGCUUCUUGAAGUUAAUAAGAGAUCUUGGCAGUUAGAUCAGGUGAAGUAUAUGAGGGUCAAAGUGGAAAUACCUUUAAACAAGCCAUUACAAAGAGGUGGAUAUUUGCUGAAUGGAGAAGGAGAGAAGGUGUGGGUUACCUUCAAAUAUGAAAGGCUACCAACUGUAUGUUACAAGUGUGGAAUAUUGGGACAUGAUGAUAGGCAUUGCGAAGAGCUGGGACUGGAGCAAGUGACAGAGUACCAGUACGACGACUGGAUAAGAGCUAAUGACAGCUCUAGAGGUGGGCCGGAGAGGAUGAAAUUAAGAAAAGAAAUGCAACACCAGCCAAGUACUUUGGGACGAACGGUAGAACAACCAUCAAUGGCGGAGAAUGCCAUGUUUGGUAGCGGCGGAGGAAGUGGGCAGAACGACGGUGCCAGGGGUGCAGAGAAGUAG
Molecule: messenger RNA, 699 nt
Organism: Quercus robur (English oak)
Lineage: Eukaryota; Viridiplantae; Streptophyta; Magnoliopsida; Fagales; Fagaceae
Exons: 1
Coding region: 1-699 (232 amino acids)
Molecular function (GO): nucleic acid binding; zinc ion binding
Source: RefSeq, a predicted model, not a curated record